Messenger RNA from Musca vetustissima, 894 nucleotides. It is a transcript of the gene Cchl, whose product is annotated as holocytochrome c-type synthase. Gene Ontology annotation, molecular function: holocytochrome-c synthase activity. Lineage: Eukaryota; Metazoa; Arthropoda; Insecta; Diptera; Muscidae. The coding region runs from base 46 to 894 and encodes 282 amino acids. The transcript has 2 exons. Gene Ontology annotation, biological process: cytochrome c-heme linkage. The record is from RefSeq and is a predicted model, not a curated record. Gene Ontology annotation, cellular component: mitochondrion.
AAUUUAAUUUUCAAUUUUUUUGUUUUGUUUCUAGAAUUCUCAAUCAUGGGAAACGCUGUUUCAAUAGCCCAAAUGCAAGCCGCCCAGGCUCCUCCUAAAAGUCACGAGAACAUGAUGUCCUCCGGUGCUAAUCCUCCUCCUGAAUGUCCUAUGCACCAAAAAGGUGCCACAGCCGGUGCUGACAUUAAGCCACCACAUCCUAAGAUGCAAGCAACAACAGUAUCGGCUUCCGAAUGCCCCGUUAAACAUGAUGAAAGUGAUGUAAAUCCCUUGAAUAUGAUGCCUCCAGCCAAUCAAAAGCCAGCUCCCGAUCAACCCUUCCCUCUGCCCACUGACCGUCAAACAUCAAGUAUACCCAAAGUAACCGAAGAUGGUAGUGUACAAUAUUGGCAAUAUCCUAGUCAGCAAAUGUUCUGGAAUGCUAUGUUACGCAAAGGUUGGCGCUGGAAGAAUGAGGAUAUCUCGCAAAAGGAUAUGGGUGAUAUUAUUCGCAUACACAAUGCCAAUAACGAACAGGCCUGGAAGGAGGUUCUCAAAUGGGAAGCGCUACAUGCCAAAGAAUGCGGUAAUCCUCGUUUGAAGAGUUUUGGCGGCAAGGCAUCCGAUUACAGUCCUCGUGCUCGUUUCCGCAGUUUGUUGGGUUAUGAACUACCCUUCGAUCGUCACGAUUGGAUUGUUGAUCGUUGCGGCAAAGAAGUACGUUACGUUAUUGAUUACUACGAUGGCGGUGUUGUCGACAAUGAUUAUAAAUUUGCUCUGCUCGAUGUUCGUCCAGCCUUAGAUUCGGUCGAUAAUGUAUGGGAUCGUAUGCGUGUUGCCUAUAUGCGUUGGAAAUUUGCCGCCUUAGAUAUGAUACAAGGACCAACAUCAUCCAGUGGCAAAGUUGAUCAAUAA